UGAGGAGGGGAGAGAGUGACGGAGGAGAGACAUCGAGUUGAGAGGGGGAAUUGGGAACUCAAGGGGACAGUCUCUGUUGGAAUCUGAAACCAGAGAGAGAGAGAGAGGAACAGGCAGCAGCUGCAGCUUACACUCGGAAGCUGCAAAGAAUUCACAUUUCCUCCCUCUCCCUCAUUGCUGUUGGGGUGCGGGAGAGACUUGGAGACAGAGAGAGACAGAGUCAGAUACAGAACAGGAGCGAGCUCGGGGGGGAGACAGAGGGAGAGGGAGCGGAGGGGGAGCAGCUCCGGGUGGGAGCGGGCCUGAGGAGCUCACUGCCCCCCACAGUCGGAGCGGCUAUCCGCCUUUGCCAUGGCCGGGACACGAUGUGAGACCGUCUGCUGUCAAUAAGAGCAGCAGCCGGAGGAGGAGGUUGGUGCAGAGAUGCGAGGAGCCAGGCUGAGCAUCUGAUGGAAAUUAGUUUCCAUUUGGCAGAGUGAGCGGAAACCGAGGGAAGAUGAAAGUGCUCCGGAGGAAGGCAGCUCUGCUGGUGCUGGGCUACAUUCUGCUGCUGGUGCUGACCAUGUUACACUUCACCGACUAUAAAGGGACGAAGGAGUGUACCCAGGUGAAGUAUGUGCCGUACCCUCUCCGUUACACGGUGGAACACCAGCGGCCCUCUGCUCCCCAGAACAGCUCCAGUGGGCGCCAACAUGUCUAUGUGUUCACAACAUGGCGAUCGGGCUCUUCCUUUGUGGGGGAGCUCUUCAACCAGAACCCCGAUGUCUUCUUCCUCUACGAGCCCAUGUGGCACAUCUGGCAGAAGCUGUACCCGGGAGAUGCCCUCACUCUGCAGGGGGCAGCCCGCGACAUGCUGGGCUUCCUGUACCACUGUGACCUCUCCAUCUUCCAGCUCUACAACGGGGGCAACAACAUCACCAGCAUGGGCAUCUUCGGGGCGCCCCGCAACAAGGUGGUCUGCUCCUACCCGCUCUGCAAGGCGUACAGGAAGGACAAGGUGGGCCUGAUCGACGAACACGUGUGCAAGAACGAGUGCCCACCUCAGCACCUAGACUCCCUGGAAGCUGAGUGCCACAAAUACAGCACCAUUGUCAUCAAGGGCGUCCGCAUUUUCGACCUGAACAUUUUGGCCCCUCUGAUGAAGGACCCCUUCGUCAACCUCAAGGUGAUCCACUUGGUCAGGGAUCCCAGGGCCGUGGCUAGCUCCCGGAUCAAAUCGAGGAAUGGUCUGAUCCGGGAGAGCCUGCAGGUGAUGCGCAGUAAGGAUCCCAAGGGGCGUCGGUUGAAGGUGUACGAUGGGUACCAGAGGACCAGGCGGGAUGCAGUGGACUACCAUGCUCUCAAUGCCCUGGAGGUGAUCUGCACCAGCAUGGUCAGGACUGCGCAGAUGGUGAGGGAACUGCCGGACUGGCUGAAGGACAAUUACCGGAUAGUGCGUUAUGAAGACCUGGUGGAAGACCCCAUCAGGUACCUCAAGGACAUGUAUCACUUUGUCAACCUGUCAGUCAGUGAGGACAUUGAGAGAUUCAUGCUCAACAUGACCAUGGGCUCCAGUUACUCCUCCAAAAAGCCCUUCAGUGUUUCUUCCCGAAACGCCACCCAGGCUGCCAAUGCAUGGCGGACCCAGAUGACCUACUCCCAAAUCAAACAAGUGGAGGAAUACUGCCAACAUGCCAUGGAUUGGCUGGGGUAUGAGAAAGUCCAAACUCCAGAGGAAGUCAAGGAUUUCAGCAAAUCAUUUGUUACCAAAAUCCGGCUUUGAACAAAAAUACGAAAGUGCUUCAGAAAUUCAUUACAUCAAAAUCCACAUUCAAGAGAAGCCCUGGAGCAGAUCCCAACCUGUUUACUUUCUGAAUAUCCUUGGAUUCAGGUCUGGGAAAAUAAAAAGAGUGCUUGAGAGGAUUUUUAUACUGUGUGGAGUGCAUGGGUACACUUGAGGCUGCACCCACAUACCUCACUGUCACACGGGCACCUUCACACAGUGACAUUCUCACACUUACAUGUCAGUCAUGCAGUUGCACACAUCAAGUUCUCACACAAAAGCUGCCACUAACAGAUACUCACACAUUCACACCGACACACCCAAACACAGACAUACCCACUCUCACACAUUUACAUCAACAUGCAUGAAAAUAUAGGCACAGCCUUCAUCUAUUUCAUUCACAUAGACAUUUAUAAACAACCUGUCACCAACUCACUCACACGCAUAACUAAUAACACUGAAAAGCUGAUGACACACGAGUCACUUAGUAAUUUUAAGGGGUUUUUUCCUCAUCAGAUGUUGACAAAGAUGCAAUGCGUUGAGUUGGCCAUUGGAAAUACUUGAUCAUUUGGAUUUAAAAUUGUUAUGUACAUUGCUCUUUGAAUAUAUAUAUAGAGUUCUUUUUUGUUGUCUGGUCGAAUGAGUAAAUUGAUAAUUUAUCAUUUAAAGAAGUAUUCUAUUAUAUUGAUGGCAUGUGGCAGUAGUAUUGUGAAUACAGUGCUUAACUGCAAAAGUACAGCUCAGCUGAACCUUUCAAUCUAUGUUCAUGCUUGAAUGUUCAUUCCAGAUAAGCCAGUUCAUGUUCCCUUCCUAAAGAUUGUGUGGAACAAACAAGCAUAGUCUGUGCUCAAUAAACUUUUUUGACCCAUAUUUUCAUUAUUAAUGUAAUGUUAUAGCUGAAAGUGAGUGCAGACAAGUACAAGAAACUACAAAAAAAGACAUUUAAUGAAGGAAAACUAACUGAAACCUUGCCAAGAUCAAAACUGACAUAGCACAUUAUUUGUUGCAAGACACCAUGUUUAAUGAAUUAUUGUAUAUUAUCUGGAGUCUCUGUGAGGCUACUGACAAAAUGUCGCAAUGUACAGUAUUUAUGAGGAGAGGAAAUACAUUAAGCAGCAGCAUACCUGGGUAGACUAACUUUCUGCUUUAAUUUAAGACUAAACGAAAACAGUGUAAAAACAUUUCCUUGAAAGAGUCUUGUAAUUAUCUCACUGAUACCAGCGCUACAGUAUACAGUCCUCCAGUGCAUGAACUCUGGAAGUUGUUUCUCUCGUUUUAUUUUUAAAAUGCCUUUUCAAGUCAGUCUCAGCUAUUCCCAUUCAAGGCCAGCAGCAGAUGAUUAAAACAGGAUACACUUACUAUGGAAUGGGUGAUGCUUUUGUACUGGAGACAAUGCUGGAAGUACAUCUCAAAGCAAAUUUCUAAGAGGUCCCUUUUAUUGUGAAGUUGAGGUCCUUGGAGAGACUGUUAAAAUAGAGGUAUGACUUCAGCUUCAGCAUGCUGUUCUCAGGAGUUUACCUGUUUAGUUAACACAUCUCCAAACUGAGGCUUUUUUAAUGUAGUCUCAUGGUUUGUGCAUAUGCAAAUGGGGAUGGGUUAACGCUGGUAAUAGCUAGGGAUUUUAGCAGUGGAAAAAUAACUUCAAGUAAAUUUUUAAAACCAAGUAGUCAAUUUGGAGUGACAGGGUAUACAUUUCAGAGCCUGGGAAUCAAUGUGGAGCUGAUCUUUCUAUGUGCUUGCUUUAUAACAUAAUUGUGACAGCAAAUUGAAUCAACUCCGUGCAUUCAGAUGGUUGGACUAAGAGGUGCCAAAUAUAUAUAAAAACAAAUGUUGGUCCACCUGAAGUCAUUGGAACUCCAUUGGCAGGAGAACUGUACACCUACUGUUGAUGACAUGUCCUCAAGGUAUAAAUGACUUCAUAAUGCUUUGGCUUCAGAACAGAAGCUCUAUGUUAUGAAAAUCGCCUCACCCCUCAGCUUAAAGUUGGAAUUGUGUUUAGCAGCUAUCAGACAGUCACAGUAGUGAAACAGCUGAUGUCUCUCUCUCUCCUUAGCUGCUUUUACUGCAAGUGAAAGCUCCAAAUAUUGCAACAGGAGCUGACACUUUGGACAGAUGUACAACCUUUCAUGUAGAACCAUAGAACUGUUACAGCACAGAAAGGAACCAGCUUGUUAAACUUGGCCCCUGUAAUAAUUGACCUUUCUGUGAUAGGGUGUGUGAUAGUAGAAGAAGGAAUUGCAAAAGAAGCAAAAUGCACAGCUAGCUGACUCCUGUUACUGAGAGAGCUAUUGUGACUGCAUUUCUGUGCAUCACACCUCCACACCGAUGCAGUGAAUAGUGUUGCCCUGAAUCAAUCUAUUUGUCCAAACUGAAUCAGGAGGGCAGGAAAAACAAAUGCAGAGAAUGCUGGAGGAACUCAGUAGGUCUGGCAGCAUCCAUGAGAGAGAAAUGGAGUUAACGU
This is a messenger RNA of Chiloscyllium plagiosum (whitespotted bambooshark), 4223 nucleotides long. It is a transcript of the gene chst2b, whose product is annotated as carbohydrate (N-acetylglucosamine-6-O) sulfotransferase 2b. Gene Ontology annotation, cellular component: Golgi membrane. NCBI's taxonomy places the organism in Eukaryota, Metazoa, Chordata, Chondrichthyes, Orectolobiformes, Hemiscylliidae. Gene Ontology annotation, biological process: sulfur compound metabolic process; N-acetylglucosamine metabolic process; carbohydrate metabolic process. Gene Ontology annotation, molecular function: N-acetylglucosamine 6-O-sulfotransferase activity. The record is from RefSeq and is a predicted model, not a curated record.